This is a messenger RNA of Anneissia japonica, 2392 nucleotides long. RefSeq names its product E3 ubiquitin-protein ligase TRIM71-like. Gene Ontology annotation, cellular component: chromatin; nucleoplasm. Gene Ontology annotation, molecular function: protein binding; ubiquitin-protein transferase activity; zinc ion binding. Gene Ontology annotation, biological process: positive regulation of DNA-templated transcription. The record is from RefSeq and is a predicted model, not a curated record. Bases 175 to 2331 code for a protein of 718 amino acids. The transcript has 2 exons. NCBI's taxonomy places the organism in Eukaryota, Metazoa, Echinodermata, Crinoidea, Comatulida, Comatulidae.
AUUCCCAUUUGCAAGUUAGAAUUUAGUACUGAGGUGUAAAAACAAUUUUUGAAAGUUUGUGUAUGCAUUUGAAGUUUGAACCCUGUCGUAGUUUAAAUUUGGUAAAAAUAAUAUCGUUCGUAAUUCACUCCCAUAUAAUUUCCAUUCCUUAGUAAAGUUUGCAAGAACUAAGUGAUGUCUGCUGAAAAAAGUCUUUCUCAGUUCCUCGACAACCUGGAUGAUAAGGUCUUAGAAUGUGCAGUUUGUUUAAAAAGACUUCAACAACCAACAACAUUGCCAUGCCUCCAUGCCUUCUGCUUGUCCUGUCUUCAGAAUUGGGUUAAAAAGAAAGAUGGGCUCGUCUGCCCUACAUGCUCCCACUCAUACACAAUUCCUGAAGGCGGGCUUCAAAAGCUGCCGCCAAAUACAUUCAUCCUCAACUUAUUGGAAAGUGUUGAACAACUCGAAAAAAGAGACAAAGUCAAUUGCUUAUGUGGUAAAAACUAUGCUGUUUCUUAUUGUCAGGAUUGUAAAAAGGGUUUAUGUUCUUCUUGCAAAGACCACCAUAAACUGAUUCCUGUAUUGAUUGAUCAUGUACUUCAUUCGAUUGAAGAUGUCCAAUCUAUGACUCCACUUGAGCUUUCAUCUUUAAAUGUACCCCAAUGUUCAAUACACAAGAACAAAUCUUUGGAGUUCUAUUGCAAAGUUUGUGAAAUGCCUAUUUGUACAAACUGUGCUCUUACAGACCACAAGGAAUGGGAAGGAAAGCACAAGCACAUUGAUAUCACUAAAGCUUUUAAAGGAUUUCAGGAGAGAACUGUUCAUCUGAAGCAAGAUGUUGAGAAUUUCACCGCAGCAAUGAAGGCUAAAAUAAAUAAUGUUCAGCAUAAAUUAACCAGACUUGAUAAAAACAAACAAACAUGUAGAAAUGAGGUCACCACAUUUGCAAAACAAAUGAUAAAUUCAAUCAGGAAAAUGGAAGAAUCUUUACUUAAAGAGCUAGAUGUAUUGUAUCCCAAACAGAAAAAGAGUUUUGACAUCAAACUUGAUGAACUAAGUAGAAUAACAUUAGAUGUAAACACAAGAUGGAACUACAUUUCACAAUUAUUGAAGAGCAACAAAGCAACUGCUUUGCAAUCAAGUCACAAGGCCAUGACAUCACUUCAAGAAACAAUGAAGGCGUUGGUGGAUACAGAACCAGAAAGUGAUGACGUAAUACACUUUAUGAAGGAAAAGAAAUCAUUUAGCAUGCUUCAAAAAAAUGGAAUAGGAUAUAUUGUUCAAAACCCCAAGUCUUGUUUCAAGAUACCUGUUGAAUCACUGGUUGUUACCAAGGGGCAAAUGUUCAUUUUAAAACUAUGUGAAGGUAAUAAAACUGAUGGCCAUAUAACAUCAAGACUAACUUUCAAUGGCUUGAACAUUAAAUCUAAAGUUGAACACCAAGAUGAAGAGUGCACUGUUACAGGAACGUGUCCAAAUUCAGGUGUUUACAAACUAGAUGUUAGUUUAAACAAUGAACCAAUCACAGGAUCUCCGCUUCUGAUUAUUGCAUUGAAUGAAGGACUACACAGAAGUUUUGAGAUGAAGCAAAAAGUAACAGAUGUUGUGAUGACUAAUGAUGGAGAAUUUUUGGUUGCAUAUCAGUCAAAUCAGGUUAUUAAAAUUAAAGAUUUUGAAUUAGGGACUGUACAAUUUAAUCUAUCUAUACCUAAAAGUGCAACAGUUAAUAGAAUGCACAAACUUAAAAAUGGUAACAUCAUAUUCAGUGAUAGAAGCAUUAAGUGCAUUACAAUAUGCAAUCCAGGUGGUCAGGUGAUCAAAUCAAUUGGUAAAAGUGUUCUAAGAGAUCCAUGGGGCGUUGUUGUAAACAAACACACCAAUAUGAUUUAUGCUGCAGACUCUUUAAAAGAUUGUGUAUUUGUCUUUGAUCCAAACGAUUGUUUGAAAACCAAAACAUUUGGGUCUAGGGGUGAUUCACUUGUUAAGUUAAAUAGGCCUACUGAUAUCACACUUACAAAGGAAGGAAAUGUCAUUGUAGCAAGUGCAUACAAUCACAAAGUACAAAUGUUUGACAGUGAAGGCUCAUUUCUUAAAGUUCUUGUUGAGAAUGGUACUGAAGAUGGCAAAGUAAAAUGUCCUUGUGGUGUUUUAAUAGAUAAAGAAGAAAACCUUCUUGUAGCAAGUGAACAUAAACUUCAGCUUUUUAGUAAAGAUGGAGAAUUCAUUAAGAGAAUUAGUAAAGAGUGUGAUGGUUUAAGGAGCCCAUAUGGCUUAUGUAUAAUGUCUCAAUAUCCACGUAGAGUUGUGGUUGCAAACUGGGGAAAUGAAAAUGUGAAAAUAUUUAAUUACUAGAGUAAUGUUUUAUUCAUUAAAAUACUAGUAUAAGAUUGAUAAUUAAUCUGAAAUUAAUUGA